This is a messenger RNA of Varroa destructor (honeybee mite), 1408 nucleotides long. RefSeq names its product 23 kDa integral membrane protein-like. NCBI's taxonomy places the organism in Eukaryota, Metazoa, Arthropoda, Arachnida, Mesostigmata, Varroidae. The record is from RefSeq and is a predicted model, not a curated record.
GUCUACUCAGGCCGCUACUUCAAUGAGGAAACGACGAAGCGUUAAACCGACGAGCAGUAGAAUAGCUCGAUCAGAAUGCAGCGACUUCGCUUAGGGGGUUUGAGUAAAUAUCACGCGUGCGACUCGUAAUCGUUUCUAUUAUCGAGCAUCCUGUGGGUACUGACACGGCCUCCGUCACAGAAGUAUUGCCUAAAAUUUUAUUUAGUUGGCGAAAAUAAAACAGCAACGAUAGCGAGAUUGCUAGGUGCGCUAUCGGACCAAUGUUUGCCAAGUUACUGCCAGAAUGAAUUGUUACAACUGCUAUCUGCUGUACUGGUUUUUUUUGCUGAGUUCGCUCAUCAUAGUGAUCGCCGUCGCAGUUGCCUGCGGUGCGGGAGCAGUCAUGUUCAUCAGUACGAAGUUAGGUCAAGCGCAGAUCAGGGAUGAACUCUCGUUAAUUAAUACCACUGCAAUCCUCGUUCUUAUAAUAAGCUGCCUUGUUGUAUUCGUGAUUUUAUGGGGCUUCUAUGGGGUAUGCUUUGGAGCCCGUCUGGUGCUCGUGUCCUAUAUGAUCCUAAUGGUACUUCUGGUCAUGGCCGAAGUAGUCCCUAUCGGUCUCUUAUGGAUUUUUACAAAUAAAAAGGUACUGGCCAAGGUUGCGGACGACCUAAUGAACGGGUUGCUGGCUACAGCAGAUAAACAGUAUGGGAAUGAAGCAGGUUUGAUGUGCUUAACCGUGUUGAGCGUUAUUCAGUCGAGGCUCAGAUGUUGCGGCGCGAACAGUAUAGAAGAUUAUGAUAAGUUCAACUUACAGAGCUACAAGUACUUAUGCAAGAAAGGAAAGCAGGAAGAGUUAUAUCUAGAGGGAUGUACGGUAGCCAUCAAUAGCUGGUUUAGCCACAAUACGACUUUAAUGGGCACGAUAGCUUUUGGCUCAAUCAUUUUUGAGGUGAUGACGGUUGUCCUUGCAGGGCUACUGAUUGGCAGGAUUAAGCAGGAAGCGAAGAUCGAAGCAUUCGAUGCCAUGGCAAAGCCCGCAGUGAAAUCAGAGACUGCUCCAACGAGACAGUCGAUUGCACAUCCAGAAACUUCGCCUACGAAGUCGGAGUCACCUUCAGGACUGAGAUCGAUAUCCCGAUUUAGCAGUCGAUCGAUAUCGCCGACUACUUCAAAUGCUUCCUAAACAAUGAAAGUGAGGCUAAGCACUGAACAAUUAACGGUCAUGUCUGUUGAUGUAUAAUCCCAUUUGCGAGUUACACAAAAGGAGUCUAGCUAUGCUCUCUGCUUAAUUUGCAAUGCAAUAGAAGCAUCUCGGUGUGAAUUUUUUUUGUGCAUCUAUUUCCACAUCUUCGUCUAAGACUGUUCCUCUCUGCCAAGACAUUCAUGUUAAGCAGGCCAAGUUUGUGUCUGAGGAAUAAAUGUAGCCUUU